Messenger RNA from Aspergillus saccharolyticus JOP 1030-1, 1983 nucleotides. Its product is annotated as isocyanide synthase family protein. The coding region runs from base 1 to 1809 and encodes 602 amino acids. The record is from RefSeq and is a predicted model, not a curated record. Lineage: Eukaryota; Fungi; Ascomycota; Eurotiomycetes; Eurotiales; Aspergillaceae. Gene Ontology annotation, molecular function: oxidoreductase activity. The transcript is spliced from 3 exons.
AUGCCUUACGUCGGCAACCCUCCCACUGCUACGGAGAACAAGGUCUCCCAGAUCCUCGACAUCAUCUCAGCAUAUCGUCACCGCUCCGCCACUGUCGCCGAUCGGUUUUCCGAAUUCGCACCAGAGCUCGAGAAACAACUCACCGAGACUGUCGCCAAGGGAGAGGCAGUCAAGUUCAUUCUUCCGGCCUUCCCCUUCAAGGCCCCCGCUGAGGGAGACAAGCGCAAGACUCUGGGCUCUUUGCCGGACAAGGCUGAGGAGAUCGCCUUGCAAACCCUCGAUGGAUUUGCCGACUCCAUCGCCGAGAUCUACGAGGGUGGCGCCACAGUCGUACUUGUUUCAGACGCGUCCGUAUACGGAGACCUUUUGAAGAUCCCCGACGCCGACGCUUUUGCCUACCACCAGGAGUUGAAGAAGCUCGCCUUGUCUCUUGGUCUCUCUCACCUCGAAUUCGUGCGCCCUGGUACCCUUGCCGGCAUUGCUCCCGAGGAGGCGAAGACACUCGAGGAAUACUCUGAGCACGUCUCCAAGACCCGCACCCUUCUCGAUGGUAGCCUCGCUCAGACCGUUGACCCCAACGAAGAUGAGAAUGUGAAAGCAACAAGCAAGCACUAUGAUACGGCACUGCCUCAGACCGAGGACCCUGAGGCUUUCAAGGCCGCGAUGCUCAAGCGUGGAAAGGCUUAUGCUAAGUUGAUUGCCUCAUCUGCCGAGUCGACCAUCCGCCUGUCCAUCCACGAGUCGAACAAUGUCGGCAAGAUCACUCUUGAUCUUUUCCCCCCUGCGACCAACCCUGACUUCAUCACUCCUUGGCACGGCGCCGUCGCGGUCCUCGCCGAUGCCAGCGUGCGCAUUGUCGAUGCCUCCACCGUCGACAUGACUAAGUUCGAAGUCAUCACGAACGCCGCGGGUCGCCCCUGGCUACUUCGCGAGAAGUCCGAUCUCUUCGACUGGUUCGGCAUGGAGCUCGACUUCGAGCCUCUUUUCCCCUGCGGUAUGGUUGUCCGCCCCCGGGACGGCUACGGCCCCUACAGGUUCGAGGAUGUCGACAUGAAGCGCGUGCGCCGGCUCGCACUGUCGACCGCGCCGCUCCUUCUGCGCGGCUUCACCAUGGAGAUUGAGAAGGAAGUCUUCCGCAGCAAGGCCCGCGAGCUGGGUGAAAUCCAGAUGUGGCCCUUCGGCGACAUCCUGGAGGUCCGCGAGAACGCCGACUUCAACAUGAACAACGUGCUCACCCGUGAAGCCAUGCCCUUCCACUACGACGGCGUCUUCAAGACCGUUCAGGACGAGAAAACAGGCGAGUGGAUCUCCGUCCCGCCCCUCUUCCAGAUGUUCCGCAACCGUGCCGCCUCCCAGUCUAAGGGUGGAUUGACCCUGUUCGCCUCCUCGCGCAAUCUCGUCCCCCUUCUCGGCCCGGACACCAUUCCUCUUGAGGAGCUUCGCAAGCUCAAGUGGAAGACCUUCACCGCUGUCAACGAGGCCUUCGGCGGCCACGAGCUUCUCCUGCCGUUCAUCAUCGACCACCCAGAGUCCCACGUUCCCACCCUCCGAUUCCACGAGCCCUGGCCCGAGAGCAAGUGUAUCGCUGGUAGCAGUGAGCCGACGAUCGUGCAGGUGGUGGGCUGGCCUGCGGCCGAGAGUGACGCGCUCUGCGAGAAGCUCACCCGACUCCUUUACGACCGCCGCGUGGUCUACCGACACCAGUGGAAGGCCGGAGAUUUCAUCUUCAACGACAACGCCAUGACCCACCACACUCGCACGGCUUUCGACGAAGGCCACCGCGAGCACUGGCGUGUGCAUGUGUCUUAAAAACUGUUAUGCUCUUUCUUAGCGAUCAUUGUGUUUGUCUAGUCUUUGAGAGAUGAGUAGAAUGAAUAGAAAAUCGAACUUGUCGUUAUUUAGUGUCUGCUUUCUUGCCGGUUGACUAUAGAAUGCAUACCUUCGGAAAGGACUUGCUUUGGCUAAUAAGAUCUUCUGUCUCCC